AUGGAGACAGAGAAGAAAAAUGUGAUUCUGAGAGAGGGAUUCCUGGUGAAGAGGGUGAGACGUCUUCACAGACAAUCACACGAAUAUUCACAACAGAAACUAUCACACAUUUAUAACAGGAUAAAGUGUGUUUUUUAAUCAUUUAAAUCAUCUGAUUUCAGGGUCAUCUCGUCCACAACUGGAGGGCUCGCUGGUUCGUCCUGAUGCCGGACAAACUGCUGUAUUACAAAUACGAGGGCGGCAAGAGAGACUCAUGUCAGCGAGGGAAGAUCCUGCUGAAGGACUGUGAGAUAACAAGUCCGUUUCUGGAGUAUGAAAACCGACCGGUGAGUUUUUAGUUUACAGUUUAAAGAUCUGAUCACAUAUAUAUGACAUGAUAUACUAAACAGCAAAAGAGUCUGUUGCAAAGACGCACUUGAAACUGUUAAAAAGCUGUGGCCUGUUUUCAUUUAAUUUUCUAGAAUUGAGAUUUCACUUAGAGAAAACAGUUUUAUUCUGAUACACUCCUGAAGUUUCCCUUAAGGUUAUAACUUGAUAACUUUCUGCAGAACCUCCCUGCAGUUUCAGACACGCAUACGCCACAGUUUCUCCUCAGAGUUGUUCUUUGUUGAUGUUUUUAUGGGUAUAAAUCAAACUGAAGGUGUGGCUCCACCAGCACAGACUCUUAUCCUCUCACCAAAAGUUUCCCCUCAGGUCGGAGUUCUGUCAGGACCUGACCUUGAACGUCUCCAUUGUCUGAAAACAUCUCUCUUCUUUAUCAACGUUUCCAGCUGGUUUUUAAACUCCAGACUAAGAACAAGGUGGAUCACUUCUUGGAGGCCUGUUCCCGCGAGGAGAGGGACGACUGGGCGGCCGACAUCACGGCUGCAGUGGACAACCUGCGGACAGGUGGUCAAGUGACGGACAAGGAGGACCAGGAUGGACCUCAGUCACACAGCAUCAACCUGAGGUGAGGAACACAGACUGCAGAGCCUGUGGUGCGUUCACUGACAGUUUUUGUCUUUUCUAAAACUGUUCGUCUCUCUGUCCGUUUUAAAGCAAAGUGUUGGACGCCAUGUACGACGUCCACAGCGGCAUCAAUAUGAGCAACCAUGUGGAGCACGGCAGCACCUACAGCAACUGUUUCUCAGGUCAGCUUUCUUCUCCUCUACCUUCAGUUUGGUGGACACCUCUCACAUGGAUCCAUCUUCAUGAUCAGACUUCAUGAUUCUGUCUCUGCAGGUUCAGCGGUGGUGGACUGGCUGGUGUUCAUGCAGCUGGCUCUGACCCGUGUGGAGGCCAUGACGCUGGCCUCGGCCCUGCUGGAGGAGGGUUUCCUCAGGACCGUCGGCAUGAAGAGCAGGGAGGGCAUCCGCACAGCCGUCCUCGGUGGGCAGUUCAUGGACGACUCCACGGCGCUGUACAGCUUUGUGAGUCAGAAUAAAUCUGUAAAUUAAAAGUUUUAAUCCAGAGAGACGGUUUUAAAGUUACUGACUGUUUCUUUCUGUUUCAGUCUGACAGUAUGAAGAAGAAAGGCCGAGUGAAGGCCGAGACGUCGCUGUCUGCUGUGGAACUGAGUGGAAAAGUGAUAAAGAGAGGAUAUCUACUGAAACAGGUACAAACAUUUUCACUUUUUCUUCUUUUAUGAGUUUAAUCAAACAUCUGAAAAGAUAAAAAACACCUCAGACUAACUCUUGGCGCUUCAGGGACACAGACGGAAGAACUGGAAGGUGCGGUUGUUUGUGCUGCGUUCAGAGCCGGCUUUCCUUCACUACUACGACCCCACGAAGGUGAGUGUGUAGAAGGCCGCGUUAAAGCUAACCCAAACAAAGCUGCUGUUUUGUUUGUCCAAACCUCAGACCACAAAUCUGAUUCAGCUCUAACCGCCGACUGUCUUCUGUCACUUAUCAGGACGAUGUCAGCCCUGUUGGCGGUUUCCCGCUGCGCAGCUGUCUGGUUUCCUCUCUGAACGAUAACGGCGUUCCCACAGGUGAGUCAAAUAACGGCGACAUCAGACACCUGAGAUGUUAGAGGAAAUGAUUAAAGGAUAAACACGGUAGUUUUAGAUCAUUUUGUAACGAUGUGGAGGAACGAGUCAUAACACACCCUGGAGAUCAUCAUGAGUCAGACAAGAGUGAAGCAUUACUCAGAUUAGGACAAGCUUCUUUACUGUAAAGUGUCGCCUUUGGACCACAAAUGACACUCAGUGAUCGUACAAACUUAUUUAUAAAUUCAGUCUCUUACUCAUUUAUUGUUUUAUGAUCUUAAACUUUCACAACUUUAAAGGGAUAUUCUGGCGUAAAUUUGAGUCAUGGUCAAACAAACCGUAACACCGAGUUAGACACCCCUUUGAGAGAUGAAUGUCGACCGCUUGCUUCUCGAGUUAUACCAACUUUAUGACAGCAAUACACAGCGGUCUGAGGAGCCAUAAACAAACCUCAACGGCAACGCCACAAAUAAUGCUCAGAACAGCACCUAACUUCAUCAACAGGACAUAUAGGGUCACAGACAUAGUAUUAUAUUCAGAGUUUUUCUAACUCCCAAGAAAACAUAAACUUAAGCAGGGGUGUUUCUCCACUUCUGUAGUCUAUAAGCUGGGCCAAGAAACUUCUACUGAAGUAAAAUGAAAAGGUAAAGGUGUUUUUAUUGAGCCGAAUUAUCAAUAAAAUCAUGAUUUUGUUAACAGGUAUGGAUUUAUGUGCUGUUGAGUUAAUAUAUUUGAACAAGAGCACAGUAAAGUUAAAUCAGCUAAUUUUCCAAUGAGGUUCUGUUACUAAACGGAACUACAUCAUGUUCUACUGAGGUUAGUACAUAUAGGGUCACAGCCAUAGUACUAGACACCAAACAUCUUUUUAAACACAACUCACCUACUCUCUUCCAGUAGCCGCUUGUUUGUAGCGAGACCUCAGGCCAGUCCAUUACGGACUACAGCGGGGUGACGCAGCUCAAGGAAGAACAUUUAUGAUCAUUUCUUCAUGGAAAUACAAUCAGACCGAGACGCUAAGACAGAAGAACUACCGCGUCUGCAGUGAAAAAUGAUCAAUAUGGUGAUUAUUGCUUCAAGGAAAUGAUCAUUUGAUGAUCGAAAUGAUGAGCGUUUUGAUCCUGCGUGUUGAUCCUGCGGUCGUUACUAAAGUUGGUAUAACUAGAGAAGCAAGCGGUCAGCAACAUUCAUCUCUGGAGGAGGUGUCUAACUCAGGAUUCCAACUUAAUUUUACGCCAGAAUAUCUCUUUAAACUCUUCACUGAUCAUAAUAUCUCCUCCCAAACAGGCGUGAAAGGAAACAUCCAAGGCAACCUCUUUAAAAUCAUCACCCAGUCGGACACUCAUUACUUCAUCCAGGCUCCGACUCACCAGGGGAAGAUGGACUGGAUCGAUGCGAUCAGAGAGCAAACGUAAGAGUUCAGACUUCCUGUCUGCAGCUGUGAUGAUGAGACGACUGAAAAUACACAUUCUGUGAAUGUUUACUGUAGCAGCACACUGGGAUCAUGCAAUGUAAAUGAUUUAAUAUAAAGAGAUGAUGAUUACAUGUUAUUUAGAGCUCGAUGUAACAGUGUUAAAGUUUGUGUUGUGAGGAGUGAUAGGGUUUUAAAAGCCGAAUAGUUUUAGCAAUUUAUCCUGUAAUAAUUAAGUUUAUUUUACAGUUUUUUAAAAAUGUUUUUCAUCAAUAAAAAAUAAUUCUCCUUUAUGUUAUUCUCUUAUUUUACACAGCUUUACUAACGGUGAUGGUGGAGUUAAACAGACAAUGGUUUUUAGAGGUUAUUUUCUACCCAACAGUUUCAUCAAAUCAUCGAACAAAUUAAAAAGUCUGAACUUGGUAAACCCUGCAGUAACACCCAAAUGUUUUUAUUUUGGACUUUAACGUAGCCUGAAGGAUCUGACAUCAAGAGGACGUACAAGCCGGGACAAGACCAGCUCCAGGAGGUGGUUUGAGUUCAGGUAG
This is a messenger RNA of Xyrichtys novacula (pearly razorfish), 3922 nucleotides long. The record is from the annotation of a GenBank genome assembly. NCBI's taxonomy places the organism in Eukaryota, Metazoa, Chordata, Actinopteri, Labriformes, Labridae.